AUGUCAAAAGCAGGUAGUCGUGAAACUGCAUACAAGGCCGUGAAACGGGGCUUGGAAAAGCUGCGAACUGAUGAUACUCUUGCCGACUUCACCCUGGGCUCUGGCGACAAAGAAUGGAAAGUGCAUAAAGUCGUGCUCUUCACCCACUCUGACGUGUUAUACACGAUGAGUACUUCACCCAGAUUCCCGGAGUCCCAGUCUGGUCGAGCGGAGCUGAAGGAUAUCAAUGGCGUCCCUUUCGAUCCAGCUUGUAUCGAAGCCCUCGUUCAGUACUUGUAUAUCCGUGACGAGGAGCUGAUAUGGCCGUGGUCUGGGCGUCGAAACACUUCGGAUCAGUGUCGAGCACGGGACGAAAAUCAUGCCGACAAUGACUCCAGUUCCGACGACUCGGAGCUUCCCGAUGUAGACGAUGUAGACGAUGCAGAGGCAGAAGCAGUCGUCGAGAACUGUGCGACGCACCCAAUCUCCGAUGUCGACUUCCUGAUCUCGCUUGGCAACCUUGCAGAGAUGUACAACAUCGUGCCACUCAAGCGCUACACCAUGACCCAACUUGACCUGUACAUGCGCUGUGAAAUGCCCGGCAGGCUCAAUGCCAUGAUCGAGCAUAUCUGCGCAACAGACACGGAACCCCAGGAAAUGCGGCAGCUCAUUGCCGACUAUGCAGCAGCGGAAAUAGGAGAGUUUCACCCACUCAAAGGCGGAAUCUUGGACCGCCACCCUGAUUUCGCCCAUGAUGUCCUCGAGGCCUUGGCAAGGCGAGCACAUGAAGGCGUUGGAGUGAGAAGGCACGGGAGUAUCCUACGUGCCGAGGUGGGAAGGCCGAAGCGGAAUACUGAGUACGAGAGUUCGGACUAA
Molecule: messenger RNA, 855 nt
Organism: Fulvia fulva
Lineage: Eukaryota; Fungi; Ascomycota; Dothideomycetes; Mycosphaerellales; Mycosphaerellaceae
Exons: 4
Coding region: 1-855 (284 amino acids)
Molecular function (GO): protein binding
Source: RefSeq, a predicted model, not a curated record